Molecule: messenger RNA, 821 nt
Organism: Scheffersomyces stipitis CBS 6054
Lineage: Eukaryota; Fungi; Ascomycota; Pichiomycetes; Serinales; Debaryomycetaceae
Product: mitochondrial 37S ribosomal protein uS7m
Exons: 1
Coding region: 114-740 (208 amino acids)
Biological process (GO): translation; ribosomal small subunit assembly
Cellular component (GO): ribosome
Molecular function (GO): rRNA binding; structural constituent of ribosome; mRNA binding
Source: RefSeq, a predicted model, not a curated record
UAAGAUUGGUCAACAGAGCUGUUGCCAGACCUGUGUCUGUUUUCGGCUCAUCGUUGGUAAGAUACAACUCGUCCAGCAGCAAAGACCUCAGCUUAACUGCACAGAUAUACCCCAUGAACAAAGACAGCAUAACCGAAUCAGAUGUAGAUGAAUGGUUGAGUGCCGUCAAGAACUUGAAAAAUGGAAAGAGUAUGGCUGAAACUGAACAAGAAGUGUACCUUUCCCAGUUAGCCCAUCCUGAACCAUUCUUAGAGGACAAGUUUGAGCCUACUGAAGAACAGUUGGCUGAAGUAGCAGCCUAUGCCGGCAAGGGGGUACCAUUGAAGUCAGACCCUACAGUGGACAACUUGAUCAAUCUCAUUAUGAGACAUGGCAAGAAGGCCACGGCUCAGAGAACCGUGUCGAGAGCAUUAUACAUAAUACAGUUGAAGACAAGAAAGGACCCUGUGGAAACCUUGAAGGAAACCUUGGACAAGUUGGGGCCCUUGGUUACUACCAGAGUGGUCCAAACAGGUACAGCCAAAAACAAGGUUGUUCCCGUGCCGUUGAACCAGAGACAAAGGAACAGAUUCGCCAUCACCUGGAUCUUGGAUGGGUGUAAGAAGAAGAAGUCACCUGAUUUGGCUGUGAGAUUGGCUGAAGAAAUCAUCGCUGCUUAUGAAGGAAAGUCUUCUGGCUAUGAUAGAAAGGCACAGAUGCACAAGUUGGCCAUGCAACAAAGAGCCUACAUCACCUUGUAACCGGCUCGGAUUCGUCACCACCACCUUAGCAUAUAUUGACUGACCUCAUCUUGUAUAUAUAAUAAACGACGAGCUGUAUGA